AUGUCCAGCGGCGGGCGCAAUGCAGGACGACUGAAGAAUUAUCGCCUAUCAAAUCUGAGCUACUUGCGCAGCGUCAUCUUUAGAACAGCCGCUGCCUGGACCGCGUUUUGCCCUCACAGACACGCAUGCAAAAGACCUAUGGCCGCCAUACAGCAAUGGACCGUCGCGGCGCCUUGGGCGGAGCCGCACUGCGCCCUCGGCGAGGGUCCUUUUUAUGAGGUCGAGACUGACUCGCUGCGCCUCGUCGACAUCAAGAAGAAGCAGAUUCUCUAUUUCCGCGGCGUUAACGCGCCGGCCAACAAGCACACGGCCAGCGCGGCUCCCCAGAUCGUGCAGCUCAACGUGUGCCCGACCGUCACGGCGGACUUGCACGGCGUUGACCCCCGGGAGCGCAUCCUCGUCGGCGUAAAGCAUGGCCUCGCGACACUGGAUGUCGCGCGGGGAAGCUACGAGAUGUUGAUGUCGUUUUGCAAGCCGCCCAACGAGCGGGUGCGCGCGAAUGAUGGCUGCGCCGACCCGCUGGGGCGGUUCCUGCUUGGGAGUAUGACAGAUUUUGGCCUCGGUCCUUUUCAGCCUGAAGGCGGCCUGUUUCUUUUUACGCACGACUCAGCGGAGGAGCUUGUCACCGGGCUUACCAUCCCCAACGGCAUCGGCUGGUCGCCGGACCUGCGCACCAUGUACUUCACGCACUCGCCGACGCGCGAGCUCCUCGCGUACAACUACGACCCUGCCACGGGAACCAUGAGCAACCGCCGGGUGCAUCACCGCUACCCGACGUCAGGCCCGGAGCCUGACGGCCUACGCGUCGACGCCGAAGGCCAUGUCUGGCAGGCGCUGUACGGCGGGUCCGCGGUGCUGCGCGUAGACGGGCGGACAGGCGCGGUACUGGGCAGGGUGGCGCUGCCGACGAGAAACGCGACGUGCGUGCAGUUUGUCGGCGAGGAUCUGUUCGUCACGACGGCGGCGGACGAGGACGGUCAGGACGAAGAGAGUAGGAGGCUGGGCGGCGCUGUCUUUCGGGUGCAUGUGGGUGUUGGCGGCAUGCAGCCAUUCAAGUUUAGAAUGUGA
This is a messenger RNA of Beauveria bassiana ARSEF 2860, 1068 nucleotides long. RefSeq names its product SMP-30/Gluconolaconase/LRE-like region. The record is from RefSeq and is a predicted model, not a curated record. Gene Ontology annotation, biological process: L-ascorbic acid biosynthetic process. Bases 1 to 1068 code for a protein of 355 amino acids. The transcript has 3 exons. Gene Ontology annotation, molecular function: calcium ion binding; gluconolactonase activity. Lineage: Eukaryota; Fungi; Ascomycota; Sordariomycetes; Hypocreales; Cordycipitaceae.